Molecule: messenger RNA, 2596 nt
Organism: Oryzias latipes (Japanese medaka)
Lineage: Eukaryota; Metazoa; Chordata; Actinopteri; Beloniformes; Adrianichthyidae
Source: RefSeq, a predicted model, not a curated record
CAAACCGUGCGCUGGUGUCGAUGGCGCCAGUGACCGAAGAAGAACCAAGAGAAGCGGCUACAGCAGUCAGUCACUGAAGCCGACCACAAACAGAGCUGGUCCGGUUCGUGUAAAACUCUUUCCAGUUGGAUAUUCAGGAUUUCCUCUUCCCGGCGUUGUUCUUGUGUUCUCCUACAGCUCCGCGGCUGGAUUGUGGAUGAAGACCCGGGAAAUGGCCGAAAACUCCGCCGAACGCAACGAGGAGAAGCAUGACGGCUCGGGUGUGACGGGCAUGAGCGACCAGGAGAAGGAGCUGGCCUCGAGUGCGUACGAGUGCUUCUUGGCUGGACGGUACGAAGAGUCCAUGAAGCACCUGGAAGCCCUGCUGGAGUUCAACAAAGAGGACUACAAGAUCGCCAUGAACAAGGCCGUCACAGAGUUCUACAGGAGCAGUCAGACCACCACGGGCACUUUGAGGCAGACGCUGAUGGCCAUGAAGAACCGGCUCCACUCAUCGCUGACGGAAGACGCCGAUGGCCUGGACGACGUGGAGAACAGCCUGCUGUACUACAAUCAAGCGGUCAUCUGUUACCACUUGAAGCAGUUCUCUGAGGCCAUUUCCAUUGGAGAGAAGCUCUACCAGUUCUUGGAGCCGUUUGAAGAGAAGUUUGCUCAGGCCGUCUGCUUCCUCCUGGUGGACUUGUACCUGCUGACCUUCCAGCCAGAGAAGGCGCUGCACCUGCUCGCCGUGCUGGAUAAGCUGUCUGCUCAGGGCGGCAGCAGGAACGGGAAAGGAGAGAGCGCCACUUCACAUAAGGACGCUGGCAGCCAGAGGGCGGAGUUUGCAGCCAUGAUUGAAGCAGCAAAAUACAAACUCCACCAGUACAAGGUCAGAGCCUACAUCCAGAUGAAGUCUUCCAAGGCCUGUAAGAGAGAAAUCAAAUCGGUGAUGAACACAGCCGGAAAUUCUGCACCCUCCCUUUUCCUGAAGAGCAACUUUGAGUACCUGAGAGGAAACUACCGCAAAGCUGUGAAGCUGCUGAACAGCUGCAACAUCGCCGAGCAUCCAGGACCCAUGAAGACAGGUGAAUGUGUUCGCUGUAUGUUCUGGAAUAACCUGGGCUGCAUUCACUUUGCCAUGGGGAAGCACAACCUGGGCAUUUUUUACUUCAAGAAGGCUCUGCAGGAGAACGAUCACACGUGCGCUCAGCUGGGAGACGGCAGCAGCAGCCAGGCAAAGAGCUUCACAGGAAUGCCCAUGUGCGCCCUGCUGGCCAACAAGCGCUACGAGCUGCUGUACAACUGUGGCAUCCAGCUGCUGCACAUCGGCCGGCCGCUGGCAGCCUUCGAGUGUCUGAUGGAGGCCGUGCAGGUGUACCACUCCAACCCCCGGCUGUGGCUGCGCCUCGCUGAGUGCUGCAUCUCUGCCAACAAAGGGGGCUCUGAGCAGGAAAGCAAAGGCUUACCGUGUAAGAAAGGAAUAGUGCAGUCUGUGAUCGGGCAGGGAUACCACCGCAAGAUAGUGCUGGCGUCGCAGUCCGCACAGAACACCGCUUACAGUGAGGGUCAGUCAGCGGCCAUCCCAGUGGCCAGUAUGGAGUUUGCUGCCAUCUGUCUGAGGAACGCUCUGCUGCUGCUUCCUGAACAGCACCAACAGGACGCCAUGACGGAGAGCAGCUCCAGGAGCUCCAGCCAAUCCGGAGGAGCCGAGAGCAGCUGUGAAAACAGCGACACCUGCAGCAUUAAGGGUCAGGAGACGGACAAGUUCAUGUCUGCUACUCCAUCAUCUCCUCUCAGGAAGCAGGAGGUAGAGAACCUCAGGUGCUCCAUUCUAGCCUGCAGUGCCUACGUGGCGCUGGCUCUUGGAGACAACCUGAUGGCUCUAAACCACGCUGAGAAGCUGCUGAACCAGAACAAGCUGUCUGGAUCCCUCAAGUUUCUGGGUCACAUCUAUGCCGCUGAAGCCCUCAUCUCACUGGACCGAAUCUCAGACGCCAUCAGCCACCUUAACCCAGAGAAUGUGAGCGACGUGUCGGUGGGUGUUGUGAGCAGCGAUCCGGAUCAGGGUCCAGAGAGGGGAGAAGAGCCAGUGGAGCCUUCAGGGAAGAAGACGCCUCUAUGUUACCCCGGCAGCGUGGCGGCGGCUCGCUCCAUCAUGCUCUUCAACCUGGGCAGCGCCUACUGCUUAAGGAGCGAGUACGACAAGGCCCGCAAUUGUCUGAACCAGGCUGUGUCCAUCACAAACGGGAAGGAGAUCCCCCCUGAAGCCAUCCUGCUGGGCGUGUACCUGGAGCUUCAGAACGGAAACACCCAGCUGGCCCUGCAGAUCAUCAAACGGAACCAGCUUCUGCCCAUGGCCGUCCACAGGACCUCUCCAGAAUCCCACAGGAAAGCUACGUCAUCCCUGCAGUCCUUCCAGCCCCUCCAGCUGCCAUCAUCCUUCACACAGGUUCAGCGGAAAUGAGCUUUUGGGAGCCCCCCCCCCACAGACCCAAGCAGCUGCUUCUAUAACUCUACCCUCUGUGACUCUCGGAGAGCAGCACUUUUAUUUCUGUUGACUUAUAAAUGUUUUUUUCUGAACAGUGUCAAUAAAUUUAACUGUCUUAAAUCAAAGCCA